Molecule: messenger RNA, 4649 nt
Organism: Polistes canadensis
Lineage: Eukaryota; Metazoa; Arthropoda; Insecta; Hymenoptera; Vespidae
Gene: Tusp
Product: tubby-related protein 4
Exons: 16
Coding region: 278-4354 (1358 amino acids)
Molecular function (GO): protein binding
Source: RefSeq, a predicted model, not a curated record
UAUACAAAUAUAUAUAUAACAUAUAUAUAUAUAUAUAAUAAAUAAUAGGAAUAAAAAGAAAAAAGAACAUUAGAGUUGGCCCGUUUCCUGGGUGACCACGCGAGAUUAUCGAUCGCGGAUCCUUGAACGGUCAUGAAAGGAGGAAGGUCGAUUUUUUAUUGGACUAGCGUGUCCAUUGGUGUUGUUGGAUCAAAGUGGUCGAACUCGAGGAUCAUUUUUGGUGUUAGUAUCGUUUGACCGAUUGAACAAGAAGAGAGGAACCUAAACGACGACUAUCAUGCAUCUUCAUUUCGAGAAGAACAAUAACGCCAAGUGCGAUUGUAAUAUUUUAUCCCUCAGUUGGAUGGGCAAAGUACCGGACGAGUCACCUGAGGACGAGGGAUGGAAGCUUGACCGUACAAAUUACUAUCAGGAAGGUUGGUUAGCUACCGGGAAUGCUCGUGGUCUUGUCGGUGUGACAUUUACUACUUCGCAUUGUCGUACCAGAGCUGCAGAACUUCCGUUACGAGCAAACUACAACCUUCGUGGUCAUCGUAGCGAGGUAAUAUUCGUGAAAUGGAACGAGCCCUAUCAGAAGUUAGCAUCGUGUGACAGUUCAGGCGUAAUCUUCGUUUGGAUAAAAUAUGAAGGAAGAUGGAGUAUAGAAUUAAUAAACGAUAGGAACACCCCAGUAACACAUUUCUCUUGGUCUCACGACGGUCGUAUGGCUCUUAUAUGUUAUCGGGAUGGUUUCGUACUAGUUGGCAGUGUUGGUGGUCAAAGAUAUUGGUCGUCAAUGCUGAAUGGUAAAGCAACGAUAACUUGCGGAAUUUGGACACCGGAUGACCAACAGGUUUAUUUUGGAACAACGGCCGGGCAAUUGAUUGUGAUGGAUGUUCAUGGUGCAAUGGUAUCGGAGGUACAAUUAGGAGCAGGUGUAACAUCGAUGGCCUGGAGCGCUGAAAAAUUUACAAUGGAAGAAGGUGACGAAGAUUUUACUAGCGAUAGAUCAAGAAGAGACGAACGUAAUUACGUGUUAGCUGUUUGCCUCGCUGACGGUAACAUAGUCAUGUUACGUUCAUUCGACGACGUAUCACCGAUCACUAUAUUUACCAACUUAAAAACACCUUUACACGCAGAAUGGAGUAAUUCGAGAAAGCUCUUAGCAAUAGCAGGAACUAAAGAAUCGGAUUCCCUAGUUCAAAAUAAUUUCCAAGAAUAUACGAACCUGUUAAAAUUUUAUUCAGUGAACGGUACCCUCGUUUACACAACGACGAUUCCAUACACGCAGUGCCCUGUAUCGGCGUUAACCUGGGGUCAUAACGACCGAAGACUCUUCGUAGCAACUGGUGCAAGAGUACAUGCGGCAUGGGUGUCCAGGAGGGUCGGUUCGUUGCAGUUGCUAUCUAGAUUAGCAGUGAGGGCUGCCCUCACGAGAGAGUCCAGUGUCCAACAACUUCCUUUGCCACCGAGAUUAAGAGCAUCGGUAGCUGCAUUGUUCGCCAGUACAAUACGAUGUCCAGUACCAGAGCCAAGAGAAUUAAGACGUUUUGUAUCAAGGCCACCACCUGGAAGUGGAAGAUUACAUUGUACAAUGCUUAGACAUGCUAUAGAACCUAUACCUUGUUAUACAUUAUAUUUGGAAUAUCUAGGUGGUCUUGUGCCAUUAUUGAAAGGCCGAAGAACUAGUAAAAUUAGACCAGAAUUUGUAAUAUUCGAUCCUCAGAAUCAAGAUACUUUGCAAUUAUUUGACGAUGUUUCACAAUGUCCUUCGUUCAGUGAUGGCUCCGAUACGGAAAGGGACACUGCUGAUUUGUGUAGUUCACCAAGAAAUCGUCGAAAAAAUAGAAGAAGAAGGGAAGAAAAAAGUAUCGAGGAAAGUGACGAUUUAACUUACGUCGACACUUUACCCGAGCACGCAAGACUGGUUGAAGUUACCUCGAAUAUCUGGGGCACGAAAUUUAAAUUCCAUGGGUUGGCUGAUUCUGUACCAGCUAACUUAGGUCAAGUUACUUAUCGUACAUCAUUGUUACAUUUGCAACCAAGGCAAAUGACAUUGGUGAUCACGGAAUUGAGAGAUGAUUUACCUGCAGGUCCAGAUCCAAGUUUCAACCCAAAUCUUUUUUCCGAGGAUGAAGAAGAAACAUUUCAGGAUCUUCAAGGAACUUCUAGAACAACAUCGGAAACCCAGCCACCACCUAUAGCUCCGAUGACACCGCGUAACGCACGACUGAAUUCAAAUCGUCCAAAAUCUCAGAUCUCAAAUCAAUUUUUAACCACAGAAGCCUUACCCGCCUCAUUGGCACGCGUUGAAAGUUAUGAAAACGAGUUUCCUUAUGUAGAUCUUCAAGAGAUGACGAAUUUGUACGAGAAUAUACGAAGUGCACCUACAAAUACCUAUCGUACACCACCGAGACAUAAUCCACCAAGAUGUUGCGACGUUCCGGCUUUACAAUCGCCUAAAAAUGCAGUUGCACCGACACAAACAUUGAUAGCUACGUCGAAUAAUGGUACAGAUUACUCGAGUAAUAUUCAAAGAGUUAAAACAGCGUUAGCUGAUCAACAAAAUAAUGGUAUGGUUACGAAAAAGGAACUUGAGAAUAAUAAGUUUAAUCAGAUAUCUCAGGAAGAUAAAACGAGCCUAAAUUCUGGUUCAUCGAACAUUAUUCCUACGUCCAUGCACAAUGGCCAAGUACCCUUAGGUGAAGCAUCCAGUUCACAAAAUUCCAUGUUAAAUAAUUUAGAUUCCGGUAACAAUUGUUCUCAGUCGCAAAUGAUUUAUAUGAAUGGAUUAAACAUCAUAACGUCAUGUUCGAGUAACGUCCUAAAUUCUAAUCACUCGAACAACGUGCAACAAAGCUGCCACGGUUUCUUACACGCUAGAAAUAAUCAGAACAACGGGACGAAUUUGAACAUUAGUCCUACGCAAAGUAAUUUAAAUCCGUUUCCAAAAAAUAAUAAUGAUUCGAACGGUUCGUCCAGUUUAUUACUUCCGUCUACGUGUUCCUAUCAGUUGUCCGAUCAUUCUGAUCACGAACAAUCAAGUUCAUAUUCGCUGUGUACGUUGGAACAACAGAAGGAAAACAAAUCUCAGGGUACUUUUGGAAAAAUCAAUAUUUCUAAUAAUCAAUCGAGUGGAAAGACAGAGGAACUUCGUUUUAUCGACGAGGAGAGUAGAGCUGAGGCUGACAUCGAACAAUUUCGUGGAGUACAUAGGACAUCAACGGUAGUUAGCAUCGGACCACUUUGUUCUAACGAUUCUAUAGUAAGAAGUUGUAGCGUUGGAUAUUUGGAUUUGGUCGAUGCACAGUUGGUUCCUUGCGACGUUGCCUUGAAUAUGUUGAGAAAGGAAGCACCUAAUAAGAGACUAGUAUUGGUUUCAAGAAAAACGAAAAGAAGGAAAAAAAAUCGGACGCAGCAUGAGAUUGGACAACAGAGUACUAAACCACCGAGACUUCGUAAUUGUGGUAAAUCGAAGAGUUUGGACUCUAGUGAUAUAUUUCCUAGUAACGAAUUGAUAUCAACUUCUCCUAAAUUACCUGAACACCUAGAGGAAGCAACGAACGUUGUUAAUUAUUCGGAGAUAUUAACUGAGGAAAAGUGCAGUGAUUCGAAUGUUGUAGCUUUAGGUGAGAUUACCAACGAUACUGUGAUUGAAUGUCAAAAGAAGAUACUUCAUGGUGACGAAGAAUCUUUCGUUAAAAAACCGAGUCGAUUAGAAACUUGCGCGUCUCCUGUUAGAGGUUCUAGUCCGAGUGGUUCACUAGCAUCAUCAUUGGAUGGUCUCGCAGCAAGACUUAGAGAUUUCGAUGAGAGUCAUUCCUUGCCACCACCUUCUCCUCGUCCAUCUCCAAGACUGCCAAGAAGUUCACCGAGCAGUCCAGCACCUUCGAAAAAAGGAAAGAGACCAGCUUCAGCUUCGCCAAUCAGAAGGAGACUUCUCUCGAGUCCUUUAUUAAGUAGGCGAAUACGAAAAAGUCGUGGUGAAAGUUCUGACGAGGAAGGACUUAUACAGGACGAUUCGUCCUCGAGUUAUCGAGACUUGGAAACGUUUCAGAAAGCACAACUUCGUCAAAAAUUAAAACAGAAGAGUGGAGGUCAUAAUGGUCAUAAACAAGAAUCAACCAGACGAGAACUUGUGAUGCACAAUAAAGCACCGAUGUGGAACGAGGCUAGUCAAGUGUACCAGCUUGAUUUUGGUGGUAGGGUUACCCAAGAGAGUGCGAAAAAUUUUCAAAUUGAAUUCCGUGGCAAACAGGUAAUGCAGUUUGGUCGAAUAGAUGGAAACGCCUACACGUUGGAUUUUCAAUACCCAUUCAGUGCAUUGCAAGCGUUUGCUGUUGCCUUGGCAAAUGUUACACAGCGGCUCAAGUAACCGUCACUCCCCAGUACCUCGUUCGAUAUAUAUCUCUACGAAAUUUGGAGUAUGAAUAUUAACGACACGAGAAGAAAAAGACUUACGUGUACACAAGACACACACACACACACACACACAUACACACACACCACACACCCUCACGUGUCUUUCGAUUAUAAAUGAUUUAAAAUAAUAGUCAUAUGGUCUAGAGAAUGAAGAAUAUAAUUAAGAAAAAAAAUGGAGAGAAGAAAAUACAAGAUCAUUUGAUACGUCGAAACGUGUCGUCGAGAAAAGAAAAAUAAAAAAAAAAAAA